Molecule: messenger RNA, 3942 nt
Organism: Labeo rohita (rohu)
Lineage: Eukaryota; Metazoa; Chordata; Actinopteri; Cypriniformes; Cyprinidae
Gene: c20h1orf198
Product: chromosome 20 C1orf198 homolog
Exons: 4
Coding region: 36-1025 (329 amino acids)
Source: RefSeq, a predicted model, not a curated record
UGUACGUCAGCGCUUGUUGUCCAGCUGUUGAGGAAAUGGCGGCCGCAGCGAUGGCAGGGGCUGUGGCGGAUCAUCCGCUCCUUACGGAGGCCAAAAAGCUGGAAUAUUUCUCCUCCAUCAACUCCAUGGCCCGUAAGAUUAUGGAGGAGAGGGAAAAGAUAAAGGAGGGGUACGGUUCGGCUUGGGAUCAGAUGAGUCCGGUCGAACAGGACUCGGCGAUAGACAACGGGAUGAUGGAUCCGCGGAUCCGGGCUCGGUACGCAAUGCACCGGGUGGAACGAGACGAGGUGAUCUGCUACCCGAAACUACUCAUCCAGACCGGGCAGAAGACUGUACACUUCGGAGAAGAGGACUUGACUUGGCAAGAUGAGCACUCGGCUCCCUUCUCUUGGGAGACCAAGAGCCAGAUGGAAUUCAGCAUCAUCUCCGGUGCUCCAGAACCAGCCGUUCCCUCCACAGUAAACGAAUCCAAACCCAAGCCCUCUCAGAACACCAAGCUGCCCAGCAAUGACGAAUCGUCCUUCUGGAAGAUCAGCGCAGAGCGCUCUCGGCUCGAGGGUGAGAAGGCUGAAUUUCAGUCUCUGACGCCCAGCCAGAUCAAGUCUCUGGAGAAAGGAGAGAAGCCUUUGCCGUCGUACCUGAGGUCCGAGUCUGGGCAGAGGGAGUCGGAAGAAGCGCCGGCCCCGCGGCCGGUUCAACAGAGAAUCACCAAACCUCAUGCCCCUCCUCCCCCCAUUCCCAUCAGCGUGACUCCUGUGGCGAUUAGCGUGACCCCAACACCUCCUGCUCCCGUGUCCACCUCAGAGGAAGGCUGGGAGAGGGCUCAGAGCACACUUCCUUCUGUAAGCACUAUGGAUGAUGUGUUCAGUCCUGGUCUGGUCACCAGGUCUUCCUCUCAGAACAACAGCACAGUCAAAGAUGCCGACAAGGCAGAAAGCUCACCCGCCUCCAGUCCUACCUUCUCACAGUUUAACACUAGCAGCAGUAUCCUGAAGACUGGAUUUGACUUCUUGGACAACUGGUAACGCUCGAAUAUCCUGAAGAACCCAUUCCAGAUCACAGGACCUACAAACACCACAAACCCAACACUACAGAACACUUUCCUUUAAUGCUUUAGUAGUUUAUUUAUAGUGCAUCAGUAUCUCUACGAUUGUAUUAAAAUCUUCAUUUGUCUGGCUCCAUCUCACUGGUUAAAAGUUACUGAAUGCAUGAGCUAUGAUACAUCAGGUAGGAUUUUAAACCGAGCACAUGUUUUUGUUUCUUCGAUUGUUUUCACACUUGGUACAUCUGCUGAGUCAGAACCCAUUUUCUCUACGCCUUGUUGGUCUGUUUUCCCACUAUUACUGUUUUUCAGAAAACUUCUUUCACCAUCAACAUUAGAACCACCAAAAGCUGUUUAUUCUGUGUAUCCAGGCAACAAAGUUUCUUAAAGUUGCAGAACAAUGUUUUGAUUUUGUUUGGUGUUACUACCAAACUGGCACAAUAUACUUAAUCAGUACCAGCCCACUUCUGGAUUGCAUUCACAUCUACCAGGAACCGUGCUGUGGUUCACAUUAAACGAACCCCAAACCCCUCCUUUGCGUGCAGUUACAGAAGUUCAAAAGAUGCAUUAAUCAAACAAGCCAGACCUCGUGGUCAGUUGAACUCAGAUCCACACUAGUGUGAAUGCCACAUCACUGUCACUGCCAUAAAUUUUGAUCUAUAUUUAUCUAGACCUCAAUACUAGUGUUAAGAUGCUUCACUGUACAUUUAUUGAUAAGGACCUAAAUGAGACACCGUAGCGCUAGCAUGGUUUUGAAGAGAUGACUUGCGCCUGGCUUGUUUUGUAGACUUUUUAUAUGCGUGCUACUUUCAUUGUAUGCUUUCAAGUGAAUCAUUGACUUUCUCCUCAUUCUCCUAAAUGCUUCCUUUCUUUGUCUCUUUCCUGUAGCCCAGUUCACCAGAGAUGACUUAAUAACUUAAAGCAAUAGUUUAAAUCUCCAUUUGUUGUUAGGCCUGAAACAUACUCUAUGCAAGUACGCGAAUGUGGGUGCAACAUUAACCCUCUGGUGUUGUUCAUUUGGGAGUCACAACUUCUUGUUGUUCACAGUCAAAAGUGACCAAACAUCUGAAAUGUUUUUUUCUUUUUUUUCCCAGUAAAAUCAAUGUAAUAUAUUUUUAUUUCAUAAUAUUUUUUCUUGUUUUAUUUUGUAUUUUAACAUACAUGGUACUAAUUAAUAUUUAUGCAAUAAUUAUGAUCAAUUUUUCCCCCAUUGAAAAUAAUACAAACGCUUUUUUUUCUAAGAUUUUAAUAUUACUUUUUAAUUAUGGCAAUUAUUUCAUGUUAAAAUAGAGACAAUGCCCUUAAAAUCCAAUUUUUGAAGUCAGAUUAGUGCCUGGUGGGAGCAAAAAAAGAAAAACAUUGCAAUUCCAUGGUUUAGCCACUAGAUUCAUAUACAGCUCUGUAUAAAAGGUUUAUAAAUUCUCUUGUUGUUUUUAGACAUAAAGACUUAUUUUAUUAGGUUGUGGAUUUGGAUAUAUAUUUAGACAUUCUCAAAUAACGUUUUGUAAAAGUUUAGAUUUUUUUUGUUUGAAAUUUUGGUUUGAAAUGUCAGUUUUUGCAUUCAUUUUACUACAGUCAAACCUGAACACAGAGAUAGACAUUUUGUUCAAUCAAAAUUCAACAAAAAUGUAACAGAAACAAACAGGAAUGCUUUAUCAGAGGUUAAUUAAUCUGAUUUCAACCUUAUUUGAGUCUCCUGGCUCAGUUUUGCCAUAUUGUUACAACCACACCAGUUUAUUUGCGUGUGUAUAAUAGUGUGUUGUGUGUUAUGUCUGUGUGUUGAGUGUGUGUGUCUGUUUUGUACUGUUGAUGUUUUAGUGUGUAACCCCUUCCUUGGUGUCUGUGUUUUUAUAGCAUUUUUGGCUGAAUUAUUGAUUUUAUAUCAUGCAUUUGCAAAAACAAGCUUUGUGUUACAGUCACACUUGUUCAUGUAUGUAUGUCUGCGUAUGUCUAUUUUAGAGAUACUUUUAGAUAUUUUAGAGUGUCACCCCUUUAUUGCUGUGCACUCUUUUUCUGUAUCAUGAAUGAUUUGUCGAUUGUACAAAAAAAAAAAAUUCUCUGUAUUUCUGCAUAUUUCCCAUUAAUUUCCAAUGGCAGUCACUGACCUGGAACAACACAAGUGUGACUAUUUUUUUGUGCUACCAUUUAUCGUUUGCAAAUCAAGUCCUUUGUUUUUUUUUCACAUAGUGACUGUCAUAAAAGUCAUUGAGUUUCAUACCAUUCCAAUGAAGUAGCAAUUUUUACAAAUUCGAAACCUUUUUUUUUUUUUUUCUAAAAUGACCAAACAAUACCAGAGGGUUAAACGGGUGUUAUUGCGUUACUGUGACAUUAGCAAACUCCAGAACUCAAGGGGGCGAUAGAGUUAACUGAAACUGAAUGUGCUAUUGUUCAAGUAGCUAGCUCUAAACAAGUUAAUAGUUAAAUAUUUUCAAAAUGCUUGAUUUUGGACGUGUGAAAUCGACACUAGCGUUUACGUUCACGUACUUGUCUGAUGUAUGGUUCAGGGCUAAAUUGACUACACUGUAAAAAGUUUUCACCAGUUUCAACUUACAAAUUUAGUUAAGCAGUUAAGCAGCUGCCUUAAAAUUUUAAGUUAAAUCAACUUAAAAGUACAAGUAAUUUAAACUAAUAAGUUAAAUCAACUUUAAAUCACUAUAUUUUAGUGAGUUGAAAUGACUUGUAGUUUUAAUUUGAUUUAACUUAAUUUUAAGGCUAAACUUAAGUUUUUAAGUUGAGACUGGUAAAAACUUUUUACACUGUCAGGUUCAAGGGUAGGAAUCAUUUUUGGAGCAUUGUUACGAGAUGUUUUUGUUGAAUUCGAAAUGCGUGGCCUGGAGCCAGUAUUUAUGCAUUCAUAUAUCUGUAAUGAAAGAUAAGACAAUAAAAGGAGGACACUCAAA